AUGCGUCGGCUGAUAAGUUGUGCCCAGACGUUGUUUUGCCUAGCAUCACACUCCUCUGCAACCGGUGCCAUGCCGCGGGGCACGGAGCGUCGAGGCUCUGGUCCAAAACCAGUCGACACAUCUAACGACAGCGAAGCUGCUGCUGUCGAGCAAGGCCCGGUCCAAGGAACAAGCAUGAACGACCAGGAGCUCUUGAACGAUUUGCUAGGUUUCCUCGACAAGAGAAUGCAUGAAGACACGCUGAGCCCCAGGCGGCCAUGGCUACCCUUGGAAGACUACUGCAUAUAUGCAUGGGCAACUCAUGGUAUCGUCAAAGUCUUGUCGGACGAUGAGACAGGUUCCCUGCCGAAGACGGUAGAGCAUGCCUCGGACAGCUACUUGCUUGGCGCACCUGAGAUCGACCUGCGGACUUUCAUUUAA
Diaporthe batatas is the source of this 420-nucleotide messenger RNA. RefSeq lists its product as uncharacterized. The coding region runs from base 1 to 420 and encodes 139 amino acids. The record is from RefSeq and is a predicted model, not a curated record. The transcript has 3 exons. NCBI's taxonomy places the organism in Eukaryota, Fungi, Ascomycota, Sordariomycetes, Diaporthales, Diaporthaceae.